UUGGCGGCUCCCACCUGGAUUUACCCCCCAAAAAGAGAGCUGAGCUCCCCGAACCCACCCUUCCCCUUCUCCCUCCCCUUCCCCCCGAACUUUCGCUCUCGCAUGCUGUUCCCCUGCACCACGGAUCGCCUCUCGGAUGCCGCUCGCCUGGAGGCUGCGUUAGGAGCGGGCGGCGGCGGCGGCGGCGGCUCGGGAGUGCUAUGACCGGCAAAGUCGCGGAUAAGCUGGCGGCGACCAUGAGCAGUUUGCUAAACCAACUGCCUGACAGUCUGUACCCCGAGGAGAUUCCCAGCGCGCUCAACCUCUUCUCCGGCAGCAGCGGCGACUCGGUGGCCCAUUACAGUCAGAUGGCUACAGAGAAUGUGAUGGACAUCGGUCUGACCAACGAGAAGCCCAACCCGGAACUCUCGUACUCCGGCUCCUUCCAGCCGGCCCCCGGCAACAAGACCGUGACCUACUUGGGAAAGUUCGCGUUUGACUCCCCUUCCAACUGGUGCCAAGACAACAUCAUCAGCCUCAUGAGCGCCGGCAUCUUGGGGGUGCCCCCGGCCUCGGGGGCGCUCAGCACGCAGACGUCCACCGCCAGCAUGGUGCAGCCGCCGCAGGGCGACGUGGAGGCCAUGUACCCGGCGCUGCCCCCCUAUUCCAACUGUGGCGAUCUCUACUCGGAGCCCGUGCCUUUCCACGACCCCCAGGGCAACCCCGGGCUCGCCUAUUCCCCCCAGGAUUACCAAUCGGCCAAGCCGGCCCUGGACAGCAACCUCUUUCCCAUGAUCCCCGACUACAACCUGUACCACCACCCCAACGACAUGGGCUCCAUCCCGGAGCACAAGCCCUUCCAGGGCAUGGACCCCAUCCGCGUCAACCCGCCCCCUAUCACCCCGCUGGAGACCAUCAAGGCGUUCAAGGACAAGCAGAUCCACCCGGGCUUCGGCAGCCUGCCCCAGCCGCCGCUCACGCUCAAGCCCAUCCGGCCCCGCAAGUACCCCAACCGGCCUAGCAAGACCCCGCUGCACGAGCGGCCGCACGCCUGCCCGGCCGAGGGCUGCGACCGCCGCUUCAGCCGCUCGGACGAGCUGACUCGGCACCUACGCAUCCACACCGGCCACAAGCCCUUCCAGUGCCGGAUCUGCAUGCGGAGCUUCAGCCGCAGCGACCACCUCACCACUCACAUCCGCACCCACACGGGCGAGAAGCCCUUCGCCUGCGAGUUCUGCGGGCGCAAGUUUGCGCGCAGCGACGAGCGCAAGCGCCAUGCCAAGAUCCACCUCAAGCAGAAGGAGAAGAAGGCGGAGAAAGGGGGCGCGCCCUCCGCGUCCUCGGCGCCCCCGGUGUCCCUGGCCCCUGUGGUCACCACCUGCGCCUGAGGCUCGGGCGCCCAGAUCCCCGCUUUAACCCCUCCAGUGCCUCCCGGCUGCUCGCUUGAAAUCAGCGGGAGAGCCGGCCUCGGAGGCUCAGGGGCCGAGUCCUGGCCGCUCCGUGGACGUGCGGCCCCUUGCUCCCCUUCGACGCCCCCUCCCCGGACACCCCGGUUCCCAUCGUUUCACGCCGACCAGCGGUCGGGGGCCGGGGCCCGAGGCGGCUUCCCUUGGCUGUCCACACCCCACCACCACCACCACCACCUUAGCCAAGGCGUGGGGGCGGAAAGGUGGCGUCUAGCCCGCUUUGUUCAGUUCGGAUCGCCUUGAUCCAGGGGCCGCGGGGCCGUGCCAAGGACCUGAAAGGGGGACUGAAGACGGGGGCCCACCCAACAACCCUCGCCCGACCCGAGCACCUCACUGCUUGCCCCGCGUCUCCCUCCUCGCGAGGGGGAGGGGGUAAGGAGAGCACCGAAGGGCGGCUGCGUGCGGGGAUGCGCGCGAGUGUGUGCCUGCUCGCGUGUGAGUGUGUGUGCCCGUGAGGGGGGUGGGUGUGCGCGCGCGCGCGUGUGCGUGAGAUUCUGGAGCUGAACUGGGCUGUGUGUACCUUUAACUCUAGCAGCAUGUCCGAGCCCCCAGGCCGCUGGGGCCUGCCCCAGCCUGGGGACCACUGAACCUGCCUUUGGAACGUGUCUCUGGCGUCAGCCCCACUUUUCCAAGGCUCUGUGCCUGCGUGUGCUCUCUGCUCCUGCCACCCCCUUUCUCUCCCUUCUCCCCCUCUAAGCUGUCAACCCACCCCUUUCAAAAUCCUGCCUCCCCCCACCCCAAAGUCAGGCCUCAGCCCGUUGCCCCAUCUUGAUUUGCGUCACUGACGUGCCCAUUUCUCCUUCCCACCACACACGGGGAGGCUCCCUGGUACUUCCCAGGUCAGCGCCGACACGACAGGUAGAAUUUAAGUCUGUGUCUAUGGUGUGUGUGUGUGCGUGCGCGUGCGUGUGUGCAUGGUGUGUAUGUAUAUGUGUGUGUGUGGUGCCACACAAUAUACACACAGUUUGUAUUCCUCUAAGGUACUUGGGCAUCCAUUGCGGUGCAUGGGAGUCUAGAGAAUUUGUAGGCGGAUACAGCUUUAAAUGCUUUAUUUUUUAUGAGAAUUGGAACUGAUGAGCUGAUAUCUACACGUGCGUGCGUGUGGGAAUAUAUAGACACACCUCGCAGUCCCAGCGUCCCUCAACAAGCACAGGGAUUUUUUCCCCCAUUCACCCCUUGUGGGUGAAUGAGGUGUAUCUUUUCCAGACCCCUGUCUGGGCUCCUCCCUGCCCUGCCCCCUUACCUCGGCUCAGGCACCCUCUCUCCCCCGCUGUCCCGCCCAGCCCUUGCCCGCCCAGCGUGGCUGCUUUGAUGGGGCCUCCAGCCCACUGAAUGUAUUGCUUCCUUUUAGCGUGAUUUCUCCUGAGGUCACUCCGCCCCGCCCAGAGAGAAGGAACAAAGGUUUGGAGUUUACAGAAUGUUUUUAAAGUCACUUUAUGCAUCUCCCACUUUUUUUUUUUUAAAGGAAAAAAAAUCACUUUUUUUUUUUUUUUUUUUUUUGGUGGUGGAUAAAUAAUACUACAAGGAUGCUAGUGAAAGGAGGGGGCAGAUCAGAGAGCAGGGGUUGUGAGUUUCCCGGUACUUGGACUUUUUGUAGAAGGAGAGAGAAGACGAAGUUUGCCAGGAGGGCCCAUAUUUUUUUCAGCUGAAGGGUGAAAUCUUUCAUUGCAGAGACAGUAUUUUGCUGACUACUUUUUAUAAUGUGAUGAUUAUUACAAAACAAAAAUUUUGGUCACUUCAAAGCUGGAAGGAGGAAUCAGAUUUCCUUUAAUAUUUUUUCCUGCUCCUUCUGGCCUAUGCAUGUCACUGCAUGAUAACUCCGAGUUUUCCUUUGUUUUAAUAAAACUGUUCUCAGACAUUUAAGCUAAACUAAGAGAAAAAAAUAACUUUGUUGCCAAAAGGUCGUGCUAUCCAGAUUUUUUAUAUGUCUGCAUGUUUUAAAAAAACAAAAACAGCAACAAGAGAAAAUGCACUCUAACUUAUGUGAACUGAGAGAAAAAAAAUUGGGUUUCAAACAGGAAAACCUACGGGGAAUGAUAUUUUUUGAAAGACUUUUGUAUAAAGUUGAGUACUUAGAAAAAGACAAACCAGAUGUAAUAUAUUUUGUGGAUGUUUUUAUUUCUUGGAUUUAUAGUACCUUAUACUAAGGUUAAAAAAUAUGCUUGAUAUUGUGAAAAGGUGAAAUUCUUCACCAACAUUUCAUUAGCUCCUUUGUCACAUUGUUAUGCCAAUAUAAUAGUUGAUGAAAACAGCAUUUUUAAAAAUGAAAUAUUGAAAUGGUGUAAUGUGGUAUCAUUUGCGCUGUGAGCAAAUGCUAAAACAGUAAAUAUAUUCUGUUUGCUGACAAUCA
Molecule: messenger RNA, 3795 nt
Organism: Oryctolagus cuniculus (rabbit)
Lineage: Eukaryota; Metazoa; Chordata; Mammalia; Lagomorpha; Leporidae
Gene: EGR3
Product: early growth response 3
Biological process (GO): regulation of transcription by RNA polymerase II
Molecular function (GO): RNA polymerase II cis-regulatory region sequence-specific DNA binding; DNA-binding transcription factor activity, RNA polymerase II-specific
Source: RefSeq, a predicted model, not a curated record